Messenger RNA from Medioppia subpectinata, 1603 nucleotides. The record is from the annotation of a GenBank genome assembly. NCBI's taxonomy places the organism in Eukaryota, Metazoa, Arthropoda, Arachnida, Sarcoptiformes, Oppiidae.
UUGAAGAGAUUUGAAUUGAAUUUGAUGUCAAUUUAUUGAUUCAAUAUUUACAGACAUUUCCUUCAACUAUAUCAUAGAAGAGCAACCAAUCGGAAGACUAUUAUUCAGGAAUUUCUGUGAAACUAAACCUCAAUAUAAUAAAUGCAACAAUUUUCUCGAUGCAGUCGAAAGCUAUGAAUUGCAGUUCGAUGAGGACAGGGCGAGCGUCGGCCACGAGAUUAUUGUCAAAUACUUAACCAAAGAGAGCACACAUUUUGUCGAUGUUAUUAAUCAAGAUAUAAUUACUCAAUGCAAUGACAAUUUGCAUUCACAUUAUAAAGACCUCUUCGCUCAGUGCGCACAGUCAGUCAAAGAUUUUCUAUCGAAAGAUCCGUUUAAAGAGUUUGAAAGAAGCAAAUAUUUUUUACGGUAUUUGCAAUGGAAAACACUGGAGAGUCGGACGGUUACGGCCAAAACGUUUAGGAUGUAUAGAGUGUUAGGGAAGGGAGGCUUUGGUGAAGUGUGUGCGUGUCAGGUGAGGGCCACCGGCAAGAUGUACGCGUGCAAGAAGUUGGAGAAAAAGCGUAUCAAAAAACGAAAGGGAGAGUCAAUGGUAUUGAUUGAGAAGCAAAUUCUCCAGAAAAUCAACUCCCGAUUUGUUGUGAGUCUGGCCUAUGCUUACGAAACGAAAGACGCUCUCUGACACGUCCGGAUAUCAGAUCUGGGAUUAGCGAUGGAAAUACCUGAAGGAGAAACUGUGAGGGGAAGAGUUGGAACUGUUGGCUAUAUGUCCCCCGAAGUAAAGAGAGAAGAAGUUGAGCGCCGAGUGAAAGACGAAAACGAAAAAUACUCGAAUAAAUUCACUGAAGACGCGAAAGCCAUCUGUCAAGCGUUGUUAAAGAAAGACCCUAAAGAACGUCUCGGCUGUACGAGCGGUCGAUUCGGCUCUUUUGAUGUGAAGGCACACGACUUUUUCAAAUGUUUGAAUUGGAAAAGACUUGAGGCCGGAAUACUUGAGCCGCCCUUCUCUCCAGAUCCUCACGCCGUGUACGCGAAGGAUGUAUUAGAUAUCGAGCAGUUCUCGACAGUAAAGGGUGUAAAUCUAGACGCGAGUGACGACACAUUUUACACUAAAUUCAGUACCGGUUGUGUAUCGAUUCCGUGGCAAAACGAGAUGAUAGAGACCGAGUGCUUCAAAGAGUUGAGUGCUUUCGGACCAAACGGUUCGCUACCCAUUGAUCUCAUGUUCGACUGCCCGCCCGUCGAAGAAACGAAAGGUUGUUUUCCUUUCCGCAGAAAAGCUAAAAAGAGAGACAUUAAGAGCUCGUAUUCGGCGACAAACGAUCACUUCUCGCACUUGUCGUCGUCCGGCGCCGAAGGAAAGGAUCCGAUGACUCGCUCGCAGCCGACGCCCACUGCGGACAUUGUGAACGCCACGAACACAACCCUUACGUUCAACAGUUAAUACCUUUUUUAUAUUUAUUUCUACUUAAGUCUUGACUACAACUCUAUUUAAAACAAAACUAUAUUUGACUUUUGUCUACAUUUAUAACGACAAACGAGAGCAUAAAUUUGGCCAAAAUCUUCUUCACCUGAUUGUGUGUCACUACAUAUCAUCUCUCCA